CCAUGGAAGAGCUGCUCCACAUGCAACAUUUAAGUCCCCGCCUUUCAAAUAUGUACUGUGGAUAUUUUUCUCAUGUAGAAUCUUGUUAUCUUAACGUCUAUCAGUAUCGUUUUGCUUCGGGACUCAUUCUGUGAAGUCUGCCGGCUGCCGCCUCCACUUUAGUUGUUGUGUGUGAUUGUUGUUAUUGUUCCGCGUUUUGUUACGUCUGUCUGUCUACUGAAUUUUUGAGGUCGGCGCGAUGGCAGAUGAAUCUCUCUACGAAUUUUUGCACUCAGAAAUUGUAGGAUAUGUCACUGAAAAAUCAGCUCGAGAGAACAAGAAAGAUGACCUUUCUUCCUUGGAGUACAUGGGGUUUUCAUCUGGAUUCAGGAUUAUUGAAAGACUGACAAAAGAACGUCCACGGUUCAACGACGAGUUAGAUACUGUCAAAUUCAUUUGCACAGACCUGUGGUCCACUAUUUACAAGAAACAAAUUGACAAUUUGAGGACCAAUCACCAAGGAAUUUAUGUCUUACAUGAUUGUGCUUUUCGAUUUCUAUCAAAAUUAUCAUCUGGACGUCAAUACCUAGAAUCAGCACCAAAGUAUGUUGCUUUCACCUGUGGGCUGAUAAGAGGAGCCCUGGCAAAUCUGGGUAUUAAAUGCUUAGUCACUGCGGAAGUUCAGAAUAUGCCUGGCUGCAAAUUCCAUAUUCAUGUUCAGAGGUCAUAAAAUUUGCAGUUGAAGACUUUUUCUUAUAAAUGAUUUAUUUUAAAUGAUCAUUAUUUGUUAUUGAGUCAUUUUAAUUACCUUUGCAUCAAUUAUGGCAUACAUCUUUUCCUGAGUUUGUGCCAUGUUUCUAUUGCAAUUUUUCUCAUCUUACUUUCUGAAUUGUAUUUUCUCUACUUUUUCCACUAGUACUAUUUGAACUGACUUAAGUGUUUGUUAGCCUUUAUGUGUAUAAAAAAUGGUGAGAAUGUAUGUGUCAGUAGUGUGUUUGAUUGUUAAGUUUGUAUAGUGUUAAGGAGCAUGAACUUUUUGUUCUGCUUUUCUCACUGAAGUCUUUCUAACUUGGUAAGAGCAUUGUGUCAGCGACUCAAUGGCAUAUUAGAAAUGUACAGGACUUUUGCUCAGUCAUGAAAUAUACAGAAAACGUUGAUCAGAA
Messenger RNA from Thrips palmi, 1142 nucleotides. It is a transcript of the gene Trs33, whose product is annotated as trafficking protein particle complex subunit 6b. Gene Ontology annotation, cellular component: trans-Golgi network; cis-Golgi network; TRAPP complex. NCBI's taxonomy places the organism in Eukaryota, Metazoa, Arthropoda, Insecta, Thysanoptera, Thripidae. The record is from RefSeq and is a predicted model, not a curated record. Bases 239 to 709 code for a protein of 156 amino acids. Gene Ontology annotation, biological process: endoplasmic reticulum to Golgi vesicle-mediated transport; regulation of GTPase activity. The transcript has 4 exons.